GAGAUACUGGAUUACUCGCCCACCUUGAGAAGAUGCAGCACCCCCAGCAGAGGCAGCGGCUCCGAGCUGGGCAUCAAGUGUGUCCUCAUAGGAGAUGGGGCAGUCGGCAAGACCAGCCUCAUUGUCAGCUACACAACCAACGGAUACCCAGACCAGUACCAGCCCACGGCGCUGGACACCUUCUCAGGUCCUGGUAGAUGGGGCACCACUUCGUAUCCAGCUGUGGGACACUGCAGGACAGGAAGACUUUGAUUGCCUCCGUUCACUCUGUUACGCUGACACAGAUGUCUUCCUGGUCUGCUUCAGUGUUGUAAAUCCCACAUCCUUCCAGAACAUUAUGGAGAAAUGGAUCCCUGAAAUACGGACACACAAUCCCCAGACUCCCGUGGUGCUGGUGGGAACACAGUCAGAUCUGCGGGACGACGUCAAUGUGUUGAUCAAUCUGGACCACUAUCAUGCCGGGCCUGUGCCAAGAACUCAGGCUGAAGGCCUGGCUGAGAAAAUCCGGGCUCAGACGUACAUCGAGUGCUCUGCUCUGACUCAAAAGAACCUGAAGGAGGUUUUUGACACAGCCAUCAUCAGCGCAGUUGAGCACAAGGCCCAACAGGAAAAGAAAAUGACAGCCAAGGGAAUAAAAACUCUCUCCAAGUGCCGGUGGAAGAAGUUCUUCUGUUUUGUCUGAAGCUGGUUUGGGAAUGAAGAGGCCUAGAAGUCGGGAUUGGACUUUGCACUUUCUGCCACAGACGGCAAAGUGGCUAACUGAAUGAAAAAGUGGCUCCAACAAGGAGCCAAGGGGACCUGGAGCCCCAGGAUUUGCUGAGUUGGGAUAGAACUUUCCUGGAAGACAGGAAGUGGACUUGUGUAGUAGUGCCAGGAUACCAAAUGGCUCAUGCAAUCUCAAUAGAACCAGGGUGGUUUGAAGCUUCUUGUACUGAGUUCAGUAUUAAAGAAGAGCCAAGCCUGUCAUUUUAGAUACCCAGACAGCAUGAGCAGUUUCCAGAACCUCCUCACAGCAUCUUAUUUAAACCCAGGAGAAGCCGAUGCAGUGGGGUGGUGCCAGGCCGCUGCUCCCCCCCCCAACAAUGGCAUUUCUGCUUAUUGGGGCAAGGGCAGGGCUGCAGGGCCAGACUGACAGGAGCACCGAGUGCAGCCUUGUCCUUCCCACAGCCCUGCCCCAUAAUUUGAAGUGGUCCCUUUUUCAGCCAAGCAGCAGCCCUCCACCUCACGGGAUUAAACCUGAGAUAUAUUCUUGAGGCUGAUAUCUCCUUUUCAAGGCACAGGCAAGGAUAGAGGGAUUUCUCCUGGGAGACAACAAUGUCAAAUAACAUGGCCUGCUCAAGGAAAAAGUAUUUUUUAUACUUUGCUUUCAGUCCUGCUUCAGGAAGCGGAAUAAGUUAUCCAGACAGCAGGGGGUUUGUAUGAAGGAGUAUCAGUUGUGUGGCACAUCCUUAAAAGGACAAAGCAUUUUUUGCGAAAUGACACGGAAUGAUCCCUAUGCUUCCACAAAGCUAUUCCAAUACAGUACAUCAUUUUGGACCUCAUUGGACUUU
Podarcis muralis (Common wall lizard) is the source of this 1550-nucleotide messenger RNA. RefSeq names its product ras homolog family member V (gene RHOV). The record is from RefSeq and is a predicted model, not a curated record. Gene Ontology annotation, biological process: small GTPase-mediated signal transduction. Lineage: Eukaryota; Metazoa; Chordata; Lepidosauria; Squamata; Lacertidae. Gene Ontology annotation, molecular function: GTP binding; GTPase activity.